AAAAGUUUUAUUGUAAUUGUGUAUAUGUAAUACAGCCAUAAUAAAUUGGCAUUGUGUUUUUCAAAGCUUAGUUUUAAAACCGGUAUUUAAAUACAAAUUAUUUAAAAUGAGCGCCAAUGGAUUGAGAUUAAUUAAAAAACCAAAUCCUUAUCCUCUGGAGAUGAGAUGUCAAAAAUGUUUGGAAAUGGGCCACUGGAGUUAUGAAUGCAAAGGAAAACGAAAAUAUCUCCAUCGCUCUUCAAGAACAACGCAACUAAAAAAAGCCUUGAAAAAGAGAGAAGAAAAUAAAUCAGAAACAAAAAAUCCAAAAUCAAAAGAUGAAAACGCGGUGGAAAAAAUACCAGCAGCGACGAAGAAGAAAAAAAGUAAGAAAGAAUCGAGCAGCUCAAGUAGUUCCGAUUCUUCAAGCAGUGACAGCGAAAGCAGUUCAUCAGAUUCCUCCUCGGACAGCGACUCCAGCAGCAGCAGUUCCAGCAGUAGCUCUAGCAGCAGUAGCAAUAGUUCCAGUAGCAGUAGCAGCAGCAGCAGUAGCUCCAGCAGCAAUGACUCGAGCAGCAAAAAGAAGCGACGAAAAAAGAAAUAAAAUUAAUUUUUAUUUAUUUUAAAUAAUUAACAAG
Molecule: messenger RNA, 617 nt
Organism: Microplitis mediator
Lineage: Eukaryota; Metazoa; Arthropoda; Insecta; Hymenoptera; Braconidae
Product: zinc finger CCHC domain-containing protein 10-like
Exons: 3
Coding region: 107-583 (158 amino acids)
Molecular function (GO): zinc ion binding; nucleic acid binding
Source: RefSeq, a predicted model, not a curated record